This is a messenger RNA of Dreissena polymorpha, 1538 nucleotides long. RefSeq lists its product as uncharacterized. The transcript is spliced from 2 exons. The record is from RefSeq and is a predicted model, not a curated record. NCBI's taxonomy places the organism in Eukaryota, Metazoa, Mollusca, Bivalvia, Myida, Dreissenidae. The coding region runs from base 195 to 545 and encodes 116 amino acids.
UUAAAGAUAACGUAAGUCAUAUGCUUGAUUAUUCAUCUUAACAUGUAUUUGUAACGAUGUGGAGGAAAAUCCGUAUAUAAACAUUUCAUUUGUGUUAAAAUGUUUUAGGAUUUACAAUAGUGUACAAUUUGUUAUUUUUGUUGGAGGUAAUAAAUUAAACACAAAAUAUAAAUAUUACACAAACUGAUAUCACAAUGUAUCUGGACUCAGAGUUAAGUGUUUUUCCAACGUCAGGCUUUCCAUAUGAAUCAACCACCAUUACUCCAAUCACUUCGACCAAAAGUGCCGACGACGACGCGGCGGUAAGCCUCACCUGGCUGAUACCCAUCGUCAUCGGCGUCGUCGUCGUCAUGUUGUUUCUAGCCCUUGGACUAUUUUACUGUAUACGAAAUUUAGAGUUAUGUUUCCUGACGCGAUGCCCGGAGUGUUGCCCGUGCUGUGUGCCCGAGGACGAAAGGGACGAGAACAUCCCUCUACAUUCCGCGUAUGGACAUUAUCGAGAAAGUUACCGAGACGAUUCGUACACCAUCAACAGCAAAUCCUGAGAGCGUGGAGAUCUUAGAGCUUCUUGAAACUUGAAACACCUAGGACCAUAGAUGACGCGUUUAAAACGUAUACACACAUACUUGAUUAUUUAAUUAGAUAUUUGAACAACUCGCUGAUCAUAAAAAUAUAUCUCCUGGUUAAAUGGUGGUACAGUGUUUACAGUUUCAUCUACUAUUGUUGUCAACUUAUGGUGACCAUAUAAUUUGAAGAUUAAAUGUAGUUUUCGUAAGAGCAACAGAACGUCAUUAGAAGAAAGCGUCUGUUUUAAAAUGCAGUUUAAAUUAGAUAUAAGAACUAUGCUUCCAUGAUAAGAACUGUUUUUCAUUUAUUGUUUUGCAGUUAUAAACGCGUUUAUAAUGUUCACAUUGUUACAAUAAACAUGAUAUUAUUUCAUCCUUAUUUAUUUUUGCAUGUACAUUUCUUUUAAAUAAAUAAAUAUUUUUUAUUUUCCACUGUUAUGCUUUAACUUCCCGGACGAAGUAAAUGUGUAUUUAAUGUACAAAAUAAUUAAUGUAAAUUGUUAAAUCGCGUCUGAAAACUUGUUUGAGUUAUGCAUUUUCAUGUUUAUUGAACCCUAACAGUGUGAAUUUCGCUUAUUAGUGCACCGUUCUUAUGUGUAUGUAUUAUGUUUAUCUUUCAACUACUACCAAACGCCCUUAGCGAACUUUAGCUAUGUGGGCAAUUAUUCUAUUAACGAUAUGUAACAACGACUUGAUUGUUAGUCUUCCUAUUGUCUGGCAUUGACAUUUGUACAUGUUUCAUUAUGUUUAAUUGUUUCCAUGUGAACUGAUGUGUGUAUAAGUCUCCAUCAUCGAUUCAAUACUUGUUAUGAACGAGCAACAUACUUUGUGUUAUAAUCUGCCCACAUUGGCUUUGGAUUUAUUGCAUAUUUUAUGUUGUGCAUAUUGAAAUCAUGUCCCUUUUUACUGAGAUUCACUUUUGACGAUUUGAUCUUCUCCAAUGAGUUUUGUUAAAAUAAAUUUGCAAAAACG